AUGAUCGCCUCAUUCUCUCGGCCUCGAAUAGCGCUUCUUUUAGGAUUGAUUUCUAUCGCAUGGCUGACUUUUCAUUUCUCGAAUGAUACGAGCGUUGCCAAUUCAACGAGCUCUCACUCGACAUCUGGACUCUUUUCUUCCUCGCUCACUCCCUCCAUCCCAGGAGAUGACGAGGAAUACGUGGCGCUUUGCUUCACAGCCAAAAAUGAAUCUCUGAAUCUACCAGAGCUUUUCACGCAUUACUACUACCACGUCGGAAUCCGGCGAUUUUAUAUCAUGGACGAUGGAAGCACCCCACCGCUUUCCUCAUACCAUUAUCCCAUCCCUAAAAAACACAUCGCAUUCACCUACUAUACCGCCUCACAACGCCACGAAAAAAACAACCAGCUCUUCCUAAACGAUGAAUGUCACCGUCUAUUCGGCAACAAACACACAUGGAUGGGCCAUUUCGACUGCGACGAAUACCUGGAGGUAGUCCGUCGCAACGAUACGCUCGUUUCCAUUCUCCAAGACCUCUCGCUUGAUCCGAGAGUCGGUCAGUUGGGGGUGAACUGGCAAGUUCAUAAUUCCAACGAUAAAAACGUGCGGCAGCCGUCGAUUCGAAAAGGAUAUACCUCGUGUAUCGACGAUGAUCCGGCUUCUAAUGGUGAGCAAUCUCGGAAUCGCCAUGUCAAGUCUUUUGUGCGUACCGAUCAUUAUGUGAGCUCGCAGCCGGAUCAUCCCCAUACGUUUGUGAUGGGGAAGGAUAGCAUUGCGGUGGGAGAGGAUGGGAGAGAGUGGAACACGGGGUUGGAUCAGUUCUCGUAUCCGUCUCCGUGGAGGUGGCCGGUCACGAGACAGCGAUUGACUUUGCAUCAUUAUAAUAUUAAGAGUCGGGCGGAGUAUGAGGAGAAGAUGUUGAGGAGUCAGACGAUUGAGGCUGGGAAGACGACUUGGAAGUUUUUUGAUGAUGAGAAUCUAGUCCCCCGGUGGGAAUGUAAGGAGAUGGCUAGUUAUAAUCCUUGA
Molecule: messenger RNA, 1005 nt
Organism: Hymenoscyphus albidus
Lineage: Eukaryota; Fungi; Ascomycota; Leotiomycetes; Helotiales; Helotiaceae
Source: the annotation of a GenBank genome assembly